Messenger RNA from Rhinopithecus roxellana (golden snub-nosed monkey), 893 nucleotides. RefSeq names its product forkhead box protein D1-like. The record is from RefSeq and is a predicted model, not a curated record. Bases 1 to 669 code for a protein of 222 amino acids. The transcript has 2 exons. Lineage: Eukaryota; Metazoa; Chordata; Mammalia; Primates; Cercopithecidae.
AUGGGGGGCGGGAGGGGCCGGGGUGCUGCGGACUCUGCCGCCUUCAACUUGACCGAGUCACAGCGCGGCCGGGAACCCCCGGCGACAUCGCCCCGCGACCUCUCCAGCGCCCUGACCCUGCGAGGCUGGGGCUCCGGCUCCGCGUGCCGGACCCCCGCGGACUCCCCCCCGAAGCCGCCGGGCCACCAGCGCCCCCAGCUGGGCUCUCCCGCGGCCGCCCCGCCGUCCCCAGCUGCCCCCUCCGCGCGGGUCACCACGCCCAGAUGCGCCGGCUCCGCACUGUGGUUCCGCUCUCGAAUCCCCACCCCGCUUUCUCCCCACGAAGCGCCGCCGUCCCCGCCGCCUCGGGCUUUGGGUCCUGGUUCCUCCCUCUCCCGCCGCGGUGGUUCCCGUCCCGGCGUAUUAGGGGUCUGGGAUCCCGGACCCGGUCCAGCCGUGGCGCCCCCUGCUGAUGCACCGACCGGGUGCCGUCUGCCCGGUCCCUGGAAGUUGGCCCUUGGAAACCUGCAAGGGGAUUUGGGGCUGGUCUGUCCGGUCCUAGGAUGGGGUCUCCUGAGGUCUCCCCAUCAGAUCUUUCUCCGCCCGUGUUCACGCACUGCUCGGUCCCCCGGGGACCCUCCACCCUUGAUGGUCGUCUGGGAGCUCCCUGCCCGCGAUCCGAGGCACUAGCCCGAGCUCGGAAGACCGUCUGACUGCCCCAGAAUCUGCUUGGUCUCCCUGGCACGUUCCAGGGGGCUGGCUUAGCACCCCAGGGCUGCCGCGCGGUGUUCUCAUCUGGAAUCCCAGCGGUUUGGGAGGUUAAGGUCGGAGGGCCACUUAGGGCUAGGAGUUCGAGACCAGCCUGGGCAGCAUGGCGAGACCUGUCUCUACCAAAAUAAAAAAAUAACCAAAAA